Molecule: messenger RNA, 156 nt
Organism: Haemonchus placei
Lineage: Eukaryota; Metazoa; Nematoda; Chromadorea; Rhabditida; Trichostrongylidae
Source: the annotation of a GenBank genome assembly
AUGAAACAACCUUGUACUAAUGUUUACGAUUUGUGCUUCGUUAGUGUUUUCGACAGUCCUCACUUUGAGAAAAAAAUCCGCUGUAGAUGGUCGAGCGAGCGAAAGAAUCCCUCACGGAACACUUCUCAUACUUUUUCACAUAAAUUCCGGGGAUGA